AUGGAGGCGAUCUGGCUGUACCAGUUCCGCCUGAUCGUCAUCGGCGACUCCACGGUGGGCAAGUCCUGCCUCAUCCGCCGCUUCACCGAGGGGCGCUUCGCCCAGAUCUCCGACCCCACCGUGGGCGUGGAUUUCUUCUCCAGGCUGGUGGAGAUCGAGCCUGGCAAGAGGAUCAAGCUGCAGAUCUGGGACACGGCCGGGCAGGAGCGAUUCCGGUCCAUCACCAGAGCCUACUACAGGAACUCGGUUGGAGGACUCCUCCUCUUUGACAUUACAAACCGCAGGUCUUUCCAGAACGUCCACGAGUGGCUGGAGGAGACCAAGGUGCAUGUCCAGCCAUACCAGAUCGUCUUUGUUCUGGUAGGUCACAAGUGUGACCUUGACACACAGCGGCAAGUGAGCAGGCACGAGGCAGAGAAACUGGCAGCUGCCUAUGGUAUGAAGUACAUUGAGACCUCAGCUCGGGAUGCCAUUAACGUGGAGAAGGCCUUCACUGAUCUGACUCGUGAUAUAUACGAGCUGGUGAAAAGGGGGGACAUUUCAAUCCAGGAGGGAUGGGAAGGGGUAAAGAGUGGGUUUGUCCCAAACGUAGUGCACUCUUCAGAAGAAGUGGUGAAAUCAGAUAGACGGUGCUUGUGCUGA
Cinclus cinclus is the source of this 642-nucleotide messenger RNA. It is a transcript of the gene RAB39B, whose product is annotated as RAB39B, member RAS oncogene family. Gene Ontology annotation, molecular function: GTP binding; GTPase activity. Gene Ontology annotation, cellular component: Golgi membrane. Gene Ontology annotation, biological process: Rab protein signal transduction. Bases 1 to 642 code for a protein of 213 amino acids. The record is from RefSeq and is a predicted model, not a curated record. The transcript has 2 exons. Lineage: Eukaryota; Metazoa; Chordata; Aves; Passeriformes; Cinclidae.